Messenger RNA from Carassius gibelio (silver crucian carp), 3060 nucleotides. RefSeq names its product neurocalcin-delta B. Gene Ontology annotation, cellular component: cytosol. Lineage: Eukaryota; Metazoa; Chordata; Actinopteri; Cypriniformes; Cyprinidae. Gene Ontology annotation, molecular function: tubulin binding; calcium ion binding; actin binding. The record is from RefSeq and is a predicted model, not a curated record. The coding region runs from base 230 to 808 and encodes 192 amino acids. Gene Ontology annotation, biological process: calcium-mediated signaling. The transcript has 4 exons.
GAGUUUAGUAAAGCCCCUGAGAGAAGGAGAGAAAUAAAGAGAGGUAGAAAGGGAAAUGUAGAAAGGGAGAGGGGAGUGUCUGUUCAGAAAACUUCCUGUGAAGAGCUGCCGACAUACAGAGCUGAUCUAGAGAGGGAAGAAAGGAGCAAAGAAAGCUGGCGACAUCACAGGGUCCUACAGGUGAAACUCAAGUGCAUCUUUUACAUCGAGUUGAAGCCACACCGUCAGCAUGGGAAAGCAGAACAGCAAGCUCCGUCCCGAGGUGAUACAGGACCUGCUGGAAAACACCGACUUCACUGAGCAUGAGAUCCAGGAGUGGUACAAGGGCUUCCUGCGGGACUGUCCCAGCGGCGCGCUCAGCAUGGAGGAAUUCAAGAAGAUCUACGGCAACUUCUUCCCCUAUGGAGACGCGUCAAAGUUUGCCGAGCACGUCUUCCGAACCUUCGACGCCAAUGGAGACGGAACGAUAGAUUUCAGAGAGUUCAUCAUCGCCCUGAGCGUCACGUCGCGCGGCCGUCUGGACCAGAAGCUGAAGUGGGCCUUCAGUAUGUACGAUCUGGACGGGAACGGAUACAUAAGCAAGGCCGAGAUGCUGGAGAUCGUACAGGCCAUCUAUAAGAUGGUUUCUUCAGUGAUGAAGAUGCCAGAGGACGAGUCCACACCUGAGAAACGCACGGAUAAGAUCUUCCGCCAGAUGGACACCAAUCGUGAUGGUAAGCUGUCACUUGAAGAGUUUGUAGAGGGUGCUAAGAACGACCCAUCGAUCGUGCGACUGUUGCAGUGUGAUCCCAGCAGUGCGGGACAGUGAAUCAGCAGUGUCUCACAACCUCUCUUACACAAGUCUUUUCUCCUUCCAACAUCAGCAGAGCACGGACUCCAAACCACAUCCCCAUCUCAGUGUCUGUGGGUGUCCCUCUGAACAUCCAUUCAUCUCCCACAGACACGCACUGGGGAACAGUGAAAACCAGUCAUACAGAGAUCAUACACACUAAGAAGCUUGUGUUCAAUUCUCUCUCUCUGGUUAUUCAGUUCCUCAUAUAAAGCUUUUUUUUGCAAUUUAACACAACAGGCAGUGAUGCUAGUGACAUUUGACGUUUGGUACUGAAAUAAAUCCCCUCCAAAAGGGCUUUAAAUAUUAAAAGGGAGUCGAAGCAAACUUUUCCAAGCAUGCAAAAUGCACCAGAUAAUUUAACACUCCAAAAUAUAAUUUAUUUAAUAGUUAUUUUCAAGAAUUUAAUACAUUUAACAAAUGUUAUUUCUAGUGUUCCUAGUGUUUCAGUUCCAUUGAGCAUAAACAUCUAUUUAAAAGAGGCUCUUGGAUGACAUAUCAGGUUUUAUACUUGAGUUUUUUUUUUUUUUUACAUGUAUUGCAUUAUGAUGUCAGAGCCUGAUUCUUAAGGGGUGGUUUUAAUGAGCAUCAGUAUAACCUUUCAAACUAAAUAAUAAUAAUUCUUUAAAAAUAUAUUUUUUACAUAUUUGUUAAACCUGUCAUUAUGUCCUGACAGUAGAAUAUGAGACAGAUAAUCUGUGAAAAAAAUCAAUGUCCUCUGGCUCCUCCCAGUGGUCCUAUUGCCAUUUGCAGUUACUCACCGCUCCCGGUAAGAAAACAACCAAUCAGAGCUGCUGUCCGUAACUUUGUUUGUGUUUUCAAAAUUUAGAAAAAUAUAUAUAAUAAGCGAGUACACCAUGAAUCCAUUUCCCAAACCGUAUUUUUAGCUUGUCCUGAAUCACUAGGGUGCACCUAUAAUAAGUGUUUAUAUUCGGACUAUUUUAGAUUGCUUCGGGGGUACCGCGGCGGAGUAACCCAGUACCUUUGUGAUUCUUCAUAGACAUAAACAGAGAGAAGUAGUUCCGGCUACGACGUUCUUCCGCAAGACGCAAGCAGUUCUGUUUAUUAACCGCUAGAGCGUCAAAAGUUACCUACCGCAGCUUUAAUACUCACUUGCAUAGGACUGACGAUAACAAAAAAGUUGGAAAAUAUCAUGAAACUAAUAAAUAUUUUUUAUAAGGACAACAAUAUUAAUCUUGCUGCCUCAAAAGAGGCAUGAAAAAGUAUUAGACAAAAAAAAGUGUGGAAAUAAAAAUGUAUGAAACGGCUGUUUUUAUUGAAAUAUGCCAUUUUUUUGUUUUGUUUCAAAUAAUCAUGUGUACAGUAAAAGCCUAUGUACUAUGUAGGACUGUGACAAUGAACAGCGAAGACCACACGAUACUACGCACACGCACGACGGACCAUGAACCCCCUGCAGCAUUUACUGUCUUCAGCUUUCCAGCCACUUUCUACUCCCACCUCGAUUCAGUCAGUCAGUGAUUCAUCUUCUGCCCACACCAUCAGCUGUGAACAAAUACUACAGCUUAGCUAGUGUAAGUACUAUUUAAACGUGACUGAAUCUUGGCCUUAGUAUUCGGUUCAGGUCUCUAUUUUUAUAUCCGGCUCAGAUCAUUUUGCACGUUGUGGAUCUUCACCUCAAACUGAAUGUAUUCUCUGCAUCUCCUGGGACGUUCUGUACAUUUCAGGAUGAAUGUGUGUGUGUAUGUGUAUGUGCUAUGUAUAUAAAGCUUUUUGAGUUCUCGUGUGUUUGUUCAGUGUUCGUCUAUGCAUACCGUGCGUUUCACUCAGCACUUGUGAGCAUGCAGUCAUGUAAAAUGUUCAUAUGUAGGAAUAUUUCUACACAAUCUCAGGGUUAGAGGUGACCGUGUAAGUGGAUGGCAUAUGCUUUUCGUGUAUUGCAAAUCUGUAGUCCAUUUAUAAAUACACAGACACUCGCUCACGUGUAGGUCACAUCAUAUCUGAGGAGAUGGAGAGACUCUCUCAUAAAAAAUAAAAACUGUUUAGCAUUUCAUUUCUAAACCACACAAGACAGCAACAUGUGGUCAAGUGCCAAACGCAGAUUGAAUAUAUAUGGCGAAACAAACAGUGUUCUGUCAGUGUAAGCUGUGCGACUAAACGUUUGUCAUCAUCAUUUUGUAGAUUUUAUAUAACCUGUACAUGGUGUGGGGGUAGAUAUUACGAACACAUGCAUCUGUUUUGGUUUUAUCAUAAAUAAAAGAAAAGAAAAUGUU